AUGAGUCAACCAAUGAAAAGUUUUGAUGUAAACUCUGACGUCAACUUAUCAAAUGCUGCUGUAGCACAAACUAUGGAAAGUCCUUCGUUUAGAAAUCCCAUACCAUCCACAUCAGCUGCUAAUAUCGGACCACCAGUUCUUCCGCCGAGACCUGAUUUCGGUAUUCAGUCCAGUUAUGGUAUGAAUCCUGGUUACUCUUACGGAAUGAGUGGACCCUAUGGAAUGGGUGGAUAUAGUGGUUUUGGCUAUGGGGGAUUAAACGGGGGAUAUGGAAUGGGAGGUAUGGGCAUGGGAGGACCUUAUGGGGGAUUUAAUAGAUAUGGACCAAUGUACGGUGGUGAUAUCGAGAGCAGAUUUAUUCAAAUAGCUGAAGAGAGGUCAAGACCAGCAUUUGAUUCAAUACAAAGCCUGGUGAAUGCUGUUGGCAGUGUAGCCAUGAUGUUAGAGAACACAUUUUUUGCAUUGACUAGUUCUUUUAGAGCUAUUUUGGGUGUAGCAGAAAACUUCGGCCGGUUAAGGUCAUUAUUUGCGCAGUUUUGGUCGACCUUAGCUGUGGUACGCAGUUUGAACUGGUUGGUUAGGAAACUGCUUGUUAUGCUGGGUAUCAGAACUGAGAGUGAAUUUAAGGCUUGGGCAGAAGCAGUGGCGGCCACGCAGUCUGGUACUGCGACAGCUGACCAAAAAGCCAGAGGGUCCAGUUGGCCGAUUCUUCUAUUUUUCGGUGUGAUCGCGGCCGCGCCUUAUAUUGUGCUAAGAAUGUUGAAUGGGCUGUCCACUAGCAUCAACGAAAGAUUAAACGAUCCGACAACAUGGCAGAAUUCUCUUAGAGCUGUCGCUCAGCACGACUUCCAAGCAACAUCUCCUCAGGAGAUCAGCUUUAGCGCAAACCAAGUCCUGACCCUAGCACCGCAACAUUUGCAAGGGAACCUAUGGAACUCCGGUUGGCUGAUGGCAUCAACGGAUAGACAACACGCGGGAUUGGUGCCGGUUACGUACAUAAAAGUUAUUAGGCCAAAUAAUAAUAAUGAAGAAAAAGUAAAUAACGACACAAAUAUAAAUAAACAGACGGAGACGAAUGUAGAUGAUUUGGAGAAAUAUUAUGGACAAGAUUUGUAA
Molecule: messenger RNA, 1116 nt
Organism: Parnassius apollo (apollo)
Lineage: Eukaryota; Metazoa; Arthropoda; Insecta; Lepidoptera; Papilionidae
Source: the annotation of a GenBank genome assembly